This is a messenger RNA of Sparassis crispa, 1044 nucleotides long. Its product is annotated as WLM-domain-containing protein. Gene Ontology annotation, molecular function: proteasome binding; protein binding. The coding region runs from base 1 to 1044 and encodes 347 amino acids. NCBI's taxonomy places the organism in Eukaryota, Fungi, Basidiomycota, Agaricomycetes, Polyporales, Sparassidaceae. The record is from RefSeq and is a predicted model, not a curated record. The transcript is spliced from 4 exons.
AUGUCACGGUUGAAUGUUCCGACCGUGACCGUGACAUACGCGUGCUUUAUACAUACGCAAUACUCACACAGCCCCAUCAACAAAUUCACAGUUACUCACCGCGGCACCGCUCACCGCCUCUCAUUCCUCCCUGACACCACCCUCGCCGUCCUGCAAGCCCACCUCGAGGAGCUCACCUCUGUCCCGCCCGCGCACCAGAAGCUCCUGUACAAGGGGAAGAACGCACGCGCAGCCGACGAUGCCACGAUACUCGAUGCUGGGUUGCGCUAUGGCGUGAAGGUGCAGCUGCUCGGCUCGACAGUGCAGGAGAUCGGUGGGCUGCGCGCAGCGGAGGACGAGCACCAGCGCCGGGAGCGCAUACUGCGCGAACGCGCGGCGAAGGGCCCAACACGAUUGCGCUCGACAGGCCCCAGCGUCCCCUCCAUGGGUGCGCAGUACCGUUUCCACAGCAUCGAGCCACUUGCGCACCUCCCCGAUCCUGCUGCGGCGCGCGCACUGCUCUCGCGGCUAGCGAGCGACCCCGCGAUCCUGCACGUUAUGCAGAACCACCAGUUUUCUGUACCGCUGCUGACUGAGCUGGCUCCGCAUGAACACCCAGACAAGCUUGGUAUCAACAUCUCGCCCAUGCAUAUCAUCAAGCUACGGCUACGCACAGAUACGUAUGACGGCUUCCGAGCCUACAGAGAGAUCCGGAAGGUGCUGUGCCACGAGCUUGCACACAUUGUACACAAGAAUCACGAGGUUGGGUUCAAAGAGCUGAACUCUCAGCUGAGCCGCGAAAUUGUGGACUUUGAGCGUGCUGCUGCCGAAGGAACUCACAGUCUAGGUGACGAGGCUUAUACCUCAUCGUCCUACCUAGAGGCGGAAGCACAAGCAUAUUUAGCGUCGGAAGGUCCCCAUAUACUAGGAGGAUCAUCAGAAUAUCCAGGAGACGAAUCAAGGGAGCGGCGGCGGCGCCGAGUACUGCAGGCGGCCAUCAUCCGUUUGCGCAAAGAAGAGGAGGAGCUUGAGCGGCAGUGCGGUACAACUGAACCGUCGACAUAA